AUGGGUGAAUAUAUAUAUAUUUACAAAAUGCAAAACUCAAAUAAAGAGCUUCAUUCUUGUGUCAUGAACUUCUGUUCUUUAUCAACAGGUUGUGGAGUGCCACAGAUUAAGCCACAGACGAUUGGCAGCAGGAUUGUGAACGGACAGAAUGCCAUCUCUGGUUCUUGGCCCUGGCAGGUCUCUCUCCAGCUACCCAACGGAUUCCACUUCUGCGGUGGAUCCCUGAUCAACCAGAACUGGGUUCUCACUGCUGCUCACUGUGGUGUCGUGGUCGGCUAUCAUCGUGUCAUUCUUGGAGAACAUGAUCGUGGCUCCAGUGUUGAACCCAUCCAGGUCAAACUCGUUUCCAAGGUCAUCACCCAUCCGCUCUACAGCAGCACGACAUUCAACAAUGACAUUGCGUUGCUGAAACUUGCGUCUCCAGUUGUCUUCACUCCCCGUAUCUCUCCUGUAUGUCUGGCUCCAACAACCAUCAACAUCCUGCCUGGAACCCGCUGCUUCACCACUGGAUGGGGCAGAACUGCCACCACAUCGAGUCCUCUGAUCCUGCAGCAGACAGGUCUGCCCAUCACGAGUCCUGCUGUGUGCAGGCAGAUCUGGGGUCAGAGCAGAAUCACUGAUGCCAUGAUCUGUGCUGGAGCCUCUGGAUCCUCAUCUUGCCAGGGUGAUUCUGGUGGUCCUCUGGUGUGUGAGAGUAAAGGGGUCUGGUCUCUGGUGGGGUCUGUGUCCUGGGGCACCAGCACUUGUAACACUCUUUACCCAGUAGUAUACGCUCGCAUCUCCCAACUGCGCUCCUGGAUCGAUAAGACUAUCGCUUCCAACUAGAGCGCCAGUCUGAGCAUUUACCCUUCAAAGGAGG
Ctenopharyngodon idella (grass carp) is the source of this 859-nucleotide messenger RNA. Its product is annotated as chymotrypsin-like protease CTRL-1. The record is from RefSeq and is a predicted model, not a curated record. Gene Ontology annotation, molecular function: serine-type endopeptidase activity. Gene Ontology annotation, biological process: proteolysis. The transcript has 6 exons. Lineage: Eukaryota; Metazoa; Chordata; Actinopteri; Cypriniformes; Xenocyprididae. The coding region runs from base 1 to 825 and encodes 274 amino acids.